This is a messenger RNA of Cadophora gregata, 1062 nucleotides long. RefSeq lists its product as uncharacterized. The record is from RefSeq and is a predicted model, not a curated record. Gene Ontology annotation, biological process: fungal-type cell wall organization; carbohydrate metabolic process. The transcript is spliced from 2 exons. Lineage: Eukaryota; Fungi; Ascomycota; Leotiomycetes; Helotiales; Ploettnerulaceae. Gene Ontology annotation, molecular function: hydrolase activity, hydrolyzing O-glycosyl compounds; glycosyltransferase activity. The coding region runs from base 1 to 1062 and encodes 353 amino acids. Gene Ontology annotation, cellular component: fungal-type cell wall.
AUGUUUUCGAGAUCGAUAUUCGUCCUUGCAGCUUCGAUCUGUGAGCUUGCUGCUGCUCAAACAUACUCCUCCUGCAAUCCUCUAUACACAUCCGGCUGUCCUGCGAACACAGCACUUGGGAAAGCUAUCAGCGUCGACUUCACGAAAGGCGAGGUCAACUCCUUCACCGCCAUUGGCAAUCCUACCUACGACUCGAGCGGCGUACACUUUACAGUCUCAGGCAGCGGAGAUGCUCCCCAACUAGCCAGCGUAUUCUACAUCAUGUUCGGGAAGGUUCAGAUUACAAUGAAGUCGGCUCCUGGAGCAGGUAUCGUUAGCACACUGGUGCUGCAAUCGGAUACACUCGACGAGAUCGACAUGGAAUGGCUGGGAGCAGACGACUCCGAGGUUCAAACAAAUUACUUCGGAAAGGGAGACGUUACGACUUACAAUCGUGGAGCCUUUAAUCCUGCGCCAAACAACCAAGGAGAAUUUAUCACAUACACAAUCGACUGGACUGCCGAACAAAUUAAAUGGUCUGUUGGCAAUACCGUGGUUCGAGUCCUUACUCCAGCCACGGCAGAUACAAAUCAGUACCCACAAUCACCCAUGCAGAUCAAGUUUGGUUCAUGGUCAGGAGGAGAUUCUUCGAACCCAUCUGGUACGAUAUCCUGGGCUCGAGGACCGACAGACUAUUCCAAAGGGCCAUUCACAAUGACCGUCCAGUCAAUUGCCGUAACCGACUAUUCGACUGGAACGCAAUAUAAAUAUGGUGACACCAGCGGUAACUGGGAGUCCAUUCAAGCAGUCGGUGGUAAAGUCAACGGAAAUUCUGGUGCGGCCGGAUCUCCAAUAGCCACAGCAGACGUUCCAGCCGUGACUUCUGCAUCACCAUCUAUUCCAGCAGGCUUGGGAGAUAAUCACGGAUCUACAGCACAUCAAACUGGCUGGCCAUGGGUGGCAACUACAACUCUCUCAACAGUGACUUCCGUGCCCACCGUUGCCGGAAUACCAGAUGGAUGGAUCAUUACCUCAUCCGGAAAAAUACAGCCUGCAAAUUCUGCGGCAGUACGUAUGUCCUAA